UUUUAAAUAUUUUUAUUUAUACAAAACUUUUUUUUCUAAUUUUUCAGUUCAAAUCUUUCAACAAAAAAGACACUACAGAUGAUCAUACAAGCAUAACAUUAGCAACUUGUACAAAAAUGCCUCCUUUAAGCGAUGAGGAAAAACGGAAAAUUUUAAGCAGUAGCGAUUUUUCUCGAUUCUUUUCUCAAGCAUCACGAGUCAUUGAAAGAGCGUUGGCUGAAGAAGCCGAUAUUUUUGUUGAUUACAUAAAUGGAACACAUGGAUCUGGAACAGACGAUAAAAUAGAUAAUCGAGAAAUGUUGACUUUUAAUAGAAAAAUUUUUGAUGAAAAAACAACAGCAAAUAGAGCAGUUAGAGCAAUCGAUUUUUCUUCAAUACAUGCAGAAUUAAUGGCUGUUUCCUAUGAUUUAAAUAGAGAAGCGCCUCUGGCACCUGACAGUAUUAUUAAUUUGUGGACUACGAGGUUUAAGACUUCUACUCCAGAAGCCACAUUCACCAGCUCUUCACGCGUGAUGAGUUUGACAUUUGACCCUUUCAAAGACAAUAUAAUUAUUGGUGGCUGCUAUUCUGGACAAAUAUGUAUAUGGGAUGUUCGAGUUAAUAAAAAGAUGCCUGUUUAUAAGACUUCCCUUUCUUCAACCGCUCAUACACAACCGGUGCUUUGUAUGCGUAUGGUAGGCUCAACAAACGCUCAUGAUUUGGUUACUGUUUCAACAGACGGGCGUUUAUGUUCUUGGAAUAUUGAUAAUAUGCAACAACCAAUUGAUUCUCAUAAUUUAAUGUGUCCAAAGACUAAAAAACAGAUGUCAGCUUUGUGUAUGUCAUUUGCUCAUGGCAGUAUUAAAGAUUUAGUGUUAGGGGAUGAAGAUAAUCAGUUAUAUAUUGUUGAUAGACAUAUUAAAGAUACUUGUAAAAGCAUUCCAGCUCAUUCAAUGCCUAUUACCACAGUUGAUAUGCACAGAGCAAAAGGUCCAAUCGACUUUUCUAGUCUCUGCUUAACUGGUUCUUUGGACUUCAGUAUUAAAUUGUGGGAUUUGAAGGAUUUAUCAAAAUCUGAGCCUUUAUUGUGUGUGGAGCGAAAACACAAAUUUUAUAUUACUGAUGUUCAAUGGUCACCAGUUCAUCCAGCAGUGUUUGCCUCUCUUUCAUCCGAUGGAACUCUAAAUUUGUGGAAUUUAAAUAAAAAUACUGAAAAUCCGUUAACUUCAUUGGAUAUUGGUGUGUCUACCUCAAGGUUGCAUUGGUCGCGUAAUGGUAAGAAAAAAAAUAUUUCUUUUAAUUGGUAUAUCCCCCUUGGGAAUAGAAAGAAUCGUACAAGAGGUGUGCCGAAACAAAUUUUAAAAGAUGAAAGGGGUGAAACAUCAAAAAAGCCAAAGAUUCAGCGACAGAAAAAAAUGCCAAAAACACUCCCUUGAAUCGUGCCCUUAAUAGGUGGUGCGCUUAGCAGCUCCAAGACCACAGUUGUUUCCUUAGAUUUUCGAUUUUUAAUGGUUUUCAUUUGGUUUCGUCUUGUUGGUGAUUUUUCUCGAUUUCUGAUUUUCGAAAAAAUUUUUCAAACAAAAAACGUCCUAAGUCGAGCAUCCAAUUUUGGAGAUUAUUUAAAAAUUGACUUUCACAUA
This is a messenger RNA of Meloidogyne enterolobii, 1619 nucleotides long. NCBI's taxonomy places the organism in Eukaryota, Metazoa, Nematoda, Chromadorea, Rhabditida, Meloidogynidae. The record is from the annotation of a GenBank genome assembly.